AUGACCAAACGCAAGUGGGAAGGGAGAAGAGAGGGCUUCAGGGUGAACACCACCCGUGAAGACGCGCAAGGUCCGGGCCGCUCUACCAGCAGGGGGCGCUUCUCUGAGUCCUGGAAAAGGCUGAGUUCCAGACAGGGGUCUACCAAGAGGUCAGGACUGGCAGCGCAGCAAGCAGCGGCUCAGAAGUCUUGGAUCGAGCGAGCCUUCAGCAAGAGAGAAUGUGUGCACAUCAUCAUCAGCGCCAAAGACCCCCACAGGUGCUGUUGUGGCCGUCUCAUUGGCCAGCAUGUGGGCCUCCCCCCGAGCAUCUCAUCCAAUCAGAAUGACAGAUCGGAGCGCGCACUGAAGAGUGACAGCCUGUCUGAAAAAUGGUCCAUCAGCAAACACACACAGCUGAGUCCCACCGAUGCAUUUGGCACCAUCGAGUUCCAGGGAGGAGGCCAUUCUAACAAAGCCAUGUAUGUGCGCGUGUCGUAUGACACCAAAGCCGACUUGCUGUUGCACCUCAUGACUAAAGAAUGGCAGCUGGAGCUUCCCAAACUGCUCAUCUCUGUGCACGGCGGCUUGCAGAACUUCGAGUUGCAGCCCAAACUCAAGCAGGUGUUUGGAAAGGGCUUGAUCAAAGCUGCCAUGACCACGGGAGCCUGGAUCUUCACCGGCGGAGUCAACACUGGAGUUAUCAGACAUGUAGGUGAUGCUCUGAAAGAUCACGCCUCCAAAUCCCGUGGCAAAAUCUGCACCAUUGGUAUUGCCCCUUGGGGCAUAGUGGAAAACCAGGAAGACCUUGUGGGCAAAGACGUUGUCCGGCCAUACCAGACCAUGUCGAAUCCUCUGAGUAAGCUGACUGUCCUGAACAGCCUGCACACACACUUCAUCCUAGCUGACAAUGGCACCACGGGCAAGUACGGCGCCGAGGUUAAGCUUCGCCGCCAGCUGGAGAAACACAUCUCUCUGCAGAAGAUCAACACACGGAUCGGGCAGGGGGUGCCUGUGGUGGCGCUGAUCGUCGAGGGUGGCCCUAAUGUUAUCUCCAUCGUAUUGGAGUACCUGAGGGACACGCCACCUGUGCCUGUGGUGGUGUGUGAUGGCAGCGGCCGAGCGUCUGACAUCCUGGCAUUCGGCCACAAGUACUCAGAGGAGGGAGGGCUGAUUAACGAGUCUCUGCGGGACCAGCUGCUCGUCACCAUCCAGAAGACAUUCACGUACAGCCGCACGCAGGCUCAGCACCUCUUCAUCAUCCUCAUGGAGUGUAUGAAGAAGAAGGAGCUGAUCACUGUGUUUCGGAUGGGUUCAGAGGGACACCAGGACAUUGACCUGGCUAUCCUCACAGCUUUACUAAAAGGUGCCAAUGCUUCAGCUCCUGACCAGCUGAGCCUGGCAUUGGCCUGGAACCGUGUGGACAUUGCCCGUAGCCAGAUAUUCAUCUAUGGACAGCAAUGGCCUGUGGGCUCUCUUGAGCAGGCCAUGCUGGAUGCUCUGGUGCUGGACCGUGUGGACUUUGUGAAGCUGCUGAUUGAGAACGGCGUGAGCAUGCACCGGUUCCUCACACUCUCCCGGCUAGAGGAGCUCUACAACACGAGGCAUGGACCAUCCAACACACUGUAUCAUCUUGUUCGAGAUGUAAAAAAGCAAGAAUAUCCAGGGUUCAGUUGGAUCUACCUCAAGGGCAACCUGCCGCCUGACUACCGCAUCAGCCUGAUUGACAUCGGAUUAGUCAUUGAAUACCUAAUGGGCGGAGCCUAUCGAUGCAACUACACACGGAAAAGAUUCCGAACGCUCUACCACAACUUGUUCGGGCCUAAAAGGCCAAAGGCCCUGAAGCUGCUUGGAAUGGAGGAUGACAUGCCAAUCCGACGAGGGCGGCAGAAGACAACAAGGAAAAGAGAGGAGGAGGUGGAUAUUGACCUGGAUGACCCUGAAAUCAACCACUUCCCUUUCCCUUUCCAUGAGCUGAUGGUGUGGGCAGUGCUGAUGAAGAGGCAGAAGAUGGCACUGUUCUUCUGGCAGCAUGGUGAGGAGGCCAUGGCCAAGGCGUUGGUGGCGUGCAAGCUGUGCAAGGCCAUGGCUCACGAGGCCUCGGAGAAUGACAUGGUGGAUGACAUCUCUCAGGAGCUCAACCAUAACUCCAGGGAGUUUGGUCAGCUGGCAGUGGAGCUCCUGGACCAGUCUUACAAGCAGGACGAGCAGAUGGCCAUGAAGCUGCUCACCUAUGAGCUGAAGAACUGGAGCAAUGCCACCUGCUUGCAGCUGGCUGUAGCUGCCAAGCAUCGCGACUUCAUCGCCCACACCUGCAGCCAGAUGUUGCUCACUGACAUGUGGAUGGGGCGGCUUCGCAUGCGCAAAAACUCUGGCCUCAAGGUCAUCCUGGGCCUACUGCUUCCUCCAUCCAUCCUGAGUCUGGAGUUUAAGAACAAGGAUGAGAUGUCAUACAUGCCUCAGGAACAGGAGGCCUAUCUGCAGGAGAAGGAUUCGGAUGAGACCGACAAGCCAGCCAAGGACAAGGAAGAGGAGGACAUGGAGUUCACCGUAAGAGCAUACUGUGAGGCGCAGUACAACUCCGUGGCUAUGUUGGGGAACGUGAGCUCAGAAGUCUCUCGGAAAAAGGAAGUGGAGGAGGCCCAGAACCGCCAUCGCCUAAUUCCAGUGGGCCGCAAGAUCUAUGAGUUUUACAAUGCCCCCAUUGUCAAGUUCUGGUUCCAUACGAUGGCCUAUGUGGGAUACCUAAUGCUCUUCAACUACAUCGUGCUGGUAAAAAUGGACCUCUGGCCUUCUCCUCAGGAGUGGAUUGUGAUCGCCUACAUUUUCACCAAUGGAAUUGAGAAGAUGAGAGAGAUCCUGAUGUCAGAGCCUGGCAAACUGCUGCAGAAAGUUAAAGUAUGGCUGCAGGAGUACUGGAACAUCACAGACCUCAUGGCUAUCCUUAUCUUCUCCAUCGGCAUGGUGCUCCGUCUCCAGGAGCCCCCACUCAUGAGCUAUGGUCGGGUCAUCUACUGCGUCAACAUUAUUUACUGGUACAUCCGCCUGCUUGACAUUUUCGGGGUUAACAAAUACCUCGGACCCUACGUAAUGAUGAUUGGCAAGAUGAUGAUUGACAUGAUGUAUUUUGUGAUCAUCAUGUUGGUGGUGCUGAUGAGUUUCGGUGUGGCACGUCAAGCCAUACUGAACCCUAAUGAGGAUCCAUCAUGGAUGUUGGCUCGCAACAUCUUCUUCAUGCCAUACUGGAUGAUCUAUGGCGAAGUCUUUGCUGACCAAAUUGAUCAUAUGAAUAGUAGGAAGCUACAGAACAGGCUGAAUGAAAAACUCUGGCCGGUUGAAAAUUACGUUCGAACUCAAGGAACUGGGCGUAACAGUGGUCCAUCCCAUAUAGCACCAUGUGGGCAGAACAUCACCACAGAGGACGGUGUGCCCUUGCCCCCUUGUAAGACUGGCGCGUGGAUUGUGCCUGCUAUAAUGGCCUGCUACCUGCUGGUUGCCAACAUUCUUCUGGUCAAUCUUCUCAUUGCUGUCUUCAACAAUACGUUUUUUGAGGUGAAGUCCAUCUCCAACCAGGUGUGGAAAUUUCAGCGCUAUCAGCUGAUCAUGACAUUUCACGAGCGCCCUGUUCUUCCUCCUCCCCUCAUCAUCUUCAGUCACAUGACCAUGCUUCUCAAGCAUCUCUGCUGUCGCUGGAGGAAGCAUGAUGAUGAUGAACGGGACUUUGGAUUAAAGCUCUUCAUCACAGAAGAUGAGUUGAAAAAAGUCCAUGAUUUUGAAGAGCAGUGCAUCGAAGAAUACUUCCGAGAAAAGGAUGAUCGCUUCAACUCUUCCAACGAUGAGAGGAUACGAGUAACAUCGGAAAGGGUGGAAAACAUGGCAAUGAGGCUGGAGGAGGUAAACGAGCGGGAACACUUCAUGAAGGCCUCACUGCAGACAGUGGACAUUCGGCUGGCACAGAUGGAGGAACUCAUUGGCCGUAUGGCCGCCGCUCUGGAGCGAGUUACAGGUGUGGAGCGGACUGAGGUGAACAAGGCACGCUCAAGGACGUCGUCAGACUGCACUGACACUAACUAUAUCCUCCGUCAGAGCAGUUUCAACAGCCAGGAGGGAAAUACCUACCGGCUGCAGGAGUCUAUGGAACAGGGUGGUGAGGAGUCCAUUUCUCCAACCUCACCCACUGCACUGGCACCAAGGGUGAGAAGCCACUCCUUCUACUUAGGACAUUCAUCCCGAGACAGGUGUGGGACAGACCGAGUCGAGGGAUUCUUCAAGGAGCGCUCUUUGAGCUUACACCGUGCCAAUAGCUCACAGUCAGUUGCAUCAGGAGCUGCCACAAAAGAGGGCAAACCUGCCCCUCUGAAUACACUGUCUGUACAACAGCAGCACCGACCCUCAUCUUGCAUCGAUAUAUAUGUGUCCACAACGGAGGAGGCACAGUCCCAAGAGAGCUUCCUGGAACCAAUUCGAAUGCCUCAGACUCUUGCUCGAGAGCCAUCCCUCCAUUCUGAGAUCAUGGAGGCGGUGCUGUCCAGGGAACGGGACUACCACGGUAAGGCAGGCGUUAGUGAAAGACAACCAGAUGGUACUGUCUUAUUCGAGGACAGUGCUGCCGCCGACCUGUCACUGUGCACCACCCACCUCCCACCAGAUGCCCUGCCCCCGUGGGACACAGAGCCAUCCCCUCCACCCUCAGCAGGCAUCCUUGAGCGCUCCAAGAGCAGUCGAUUUUUAUCAGCAGCUGGGCCCUUGUUCUUGGAUGAGACACCAAUGGUGAAGUCCCACAGCCUGAUGUUCAUGCCACGCACCUACUAUGGUGGCAUGGGCAUGCAAGUAAAGGCAGCUGAGUACACCAGCAUCACAGACUGCAUUGACACACGCUGUGUCUCGACGUCAUACUCAGUGCCUGAGCGCUCAGAUUCACCUGGGGGAUCAUUCACCUUUGAGAAGCCCCAGGAAUUGUGUGCCUCACACCCAGAGCGUGAUGCUGAGCUGAGACACACUGAGUCUGACCCUGAGGAGCCCACAGAGGGCUCAGGUGAGACCAGCAAGCCCUGUUCCAGUGGAGGUAUGGGGGUUGAUUUGGCCCUGGGCUUAGCCCUGGGCCCCUUCUCUUCUCCAGCCUCCAGACUGGAACGAGCCAAUAGCUGCUCCUCUUCAGAGGACUCCCAUUUUAACGUCUAUGCCCGAAAGAGCUUCUCCAUCAGUGAACGCAUGGACAAGGGACGUGCCAGGAAUCCAUUCCAAAGGAGCAAGUCCGGUGUGAGGCCUGACAGCAAGACAGACACACUGUCCUUGAGGCAACUGGCCAAGCCGUCAGCCUUCCAAAGCUUUGAUGGCAAGCACAACUACACAUGA
Neoarius graeffei (lesser salmon catfish) is the source of this 5331-nucleotide messenger RNA. It is a transcript of the gene trpm3, whose product is annotated as transient receptor potential cation channel, subfamily M, member 3. Gene Ontology annotation, molecular function: monoatomic cation channel activity. Gene Ontology annotation, biological process: monoatomic cation transmembrane transport; protein tetramerization. The transcript has 27 exons. Gene Ontology annotation, cellular component: membrane. The record is from RefSeq and is a predicted model, not a curated record. The coding region runs from base 1 to 5331 and encodes 1776 amino acids. Lineage: Eukaryota; Metazoa; Chordata; Actinopteri; Siluriformes; Ariidae.